Botrytis cinerea B05.10 is the source of this 1870-nucleotide messenger RNA. It is a transcript of the gene Bcbik3, whose product is annotated as Bcbik3. NCBI's taxonomy places the organism in Eukaryota, Fungi, Ascomycota, Leotiomycetes, Helotiales, Sclerotiniaceae. Bases 1213 to 1458 code for a protein of 81 amino acids. The record is from RefSeq and is a predicted model, not a curated record. The transcript has a single exon. Gene Ontology annotation, molecular function: O-methyltransferase activity.
GCCAAUCGAAUUGCCCAAUAUGGUUUCAAACGGCAUUUCUAACGGUACUAAUAGCGUUAAUGGGUAUGCUGCUUUAUCCCCCCUGGAGGUCUUAGUUCAGGAUCUCAACAAGAACACCAUUACGUUGAAUUGAUACCUCCGAGCCAACAAACUUCCCGAGCCUAGCUUCGAGCGGGAUACACCCAUCAUCAACUUAUCACCUGAUGCUCCUGAAGAAGCCCAGAUUGCUAAGGAGAAGCUUCUCGAUAGUGCGUUUCAAAUCUUUCAGCUUGUCUCGGGCCCUGGCGAGUGCUUGCAGAAUGACAUCACAGGUGUAGGUACUCCCGAUACGCAAUGCCUAUAACUUUGAAUAACAGUUAUAGUACUAUUAUAUGGAAAUCCUCUGAUGGAUGAGCCACUUCAAGAUCUUCGAGCUUGUACCCCUGGAAGGCAAGAUCUCUUAUAAAGAACUGGCUUCCAAGGCUGGUGUAUCUGAGCUGCGGCUAAAGACCCUCGCCCGCAUGGGUAUGACAAACCGUCUAUUGCCGAGCCUGAGCCAGGUUUCAUCGCGCACUCAGCUAUCUCCGCUGCUUUGGUGACAAACACCCGAUUCUCUGAUCAGAGGGCCUGGAUGACAAGCAUCAUUGCCCCAGUCAUUGCGUCUAUGGUUAACGCUCAUGAGAGAUGGCCUGAUAGCACUGCUCCCAACAAUGCAGCUUUCAAUGCCGCUUUUAAUACUGAUCUCCGCAUGUAUGAGUACAUUGCCAAGCAGCCUGAUGUUUACAAGCUUUUUGGUCGUGUUAUGGAUGCGAUUGCGACUAGCCCCAAGAGUGACUUGAAGCAUCUUGUUAGUGGCUUUGACUAGGUUGGACUUGGCAAGGCCAGCGUUGUUGAUGUAAGUCUUGUCUAUUUCUCCAUAUCCUAUCAUGUAACGGAAGCUAACUUGUCUCGCGAAAGAUUGGAGGCAUUAUUGGACAUAGCUGCGUGAAGCUAGCCGAAGCCUUCCCCGACCUCAACUUCAUCAUCCAAGACAUUCCUCACGUCGUUGAAGAAGGCGCCAAAGUCAUCAAGGAGAACAACGAGGCCAGCAUCGCCAACCAUAUCCAAUUCCAAGAAUACGACUUCUUCCAGAAGCAACCAGUCGUCGGCGCUGAUUUCUACAUCUUGCGCCAGAUCUUUCACAGCUGGGACUUUUAGAACUCUGUCAAGAUCCUCAAGAACACUGUUGAGUCCAUGGGUCAGCAAUUACACGUGCUGAUCAUGGACUUUGUCGUCCCUGGGCCUGGCACUGUCUCGUCUGUGAAUGAGCGUGUUCUUCGAUCUCGCGAUGUGGGUAUGAUGCAGCUGUUCAACUCCCUUGAGCGAGACCUCGAGGGCUGGAAAGCGAUCUUGGAGGCGGUGGACUCAAGGCUCAAGAUUAAUGCUGUCAACACGCCUUAUGGUAGCUUCAUAUCGGUGAUUGAUGUUGUUCUAGGGUAGAGGAUUAGUAGAUUUGGUUAUACGACUUUAGUUACUUGAUCAAGAUUAGAAAUACGAUAAAAUUGAUCCAACUUGUUCAUUCCUAUCAUUUCUCGAAUUUUUUCUGUUUAUUCAUAUUAUGGAUUUUGUCUGCUCAAAAUUAUCGCGAGCAUCGACGCACAACAAUCAAGGCUUCUGCGCCAUUCGGCCCAGCUGAAAAGAAUCGUGCUAUCAAUGUUAGUAAAUAUCAUUUGCAUUAAUAUCUGUACAGUAAAUAAGUUUGAGUUUAUUAUUGUCUGGACUUAAUUGACUGACAGGUUGUUAGACAAUUGCAGGAAUUGUAUGGUGUCUUUUUGAGACAAAAAGUAAAAAGUGAUAAAAACCAGCUUUUUAAUGUAGAUUGCUAGUUUUUUAAUAUAAAUCGCUAAUUUUA